AUGGAAGAAGAUCAAAGUAUAUAAAUAUAUAAUGUUGAUUAGACUUAGUCUCAUUAUCAUUACUCAAUGAUGAGUAGGAUUAGAAAUUGUUAGAAAAAAUAUCUAGUAAGAGUAAAAAAAUUUUCAAAAUUAUCUAUCCAAAUAAGUAUUCAUUAUUCUAAGUAUAUUUUUAGUAAAUAAUUAAUCAAAUACAAGAUUUAUAAUAGAAAGGAAAAAAGUUUGGAGGAAUUGAGUAAGAAAUUUGUUAGAUGUCUAAUUGAUUAUGAUGAAAAGAUUAUAUGUUUGGAUUAGAUUACUGAAGAAUUGGGUAAUGUAUUGUUUAAAGUUAGGGGUUGAAAGAAGAAGAAUUUAUGAUAUAAUAAAUAUACUUGAAAGCUUGUAAGUAGUUAAAAGAAAAUGUAAAAAUAAAUAUAGUUGGAGUGGAUUCAAAACUAUUUAUUAAACAAUUGAAUAAGUAUUUUAUAAUUAAUAUAUAUAUAUUAGUAUGCAAAUAAAUAAUCUAAUUUCGACAUAACUACACAUAAAAGAGAGAAAUCUUUAGAAGUACUAUCAGCUGGGUUUAUUAAAUUAUUUAUGUAAUAAAAGUCAAUUUGGACUUUGGAAGAAGCUGCUAAAUAUUUAGGAAAUGAAGUUGAUCAAAAUAAAUUAAAAACAAAAGUAAGAAGGUUAUAUGAUAUUGCAAAUGUAUUAAAAUCUAUUGGUUUAAUUAAAAAAACUCAUUUGGCAUCAUCUAAAAAACCUGCAUUUUAAUGGGUUGGAAAAGAAGGGUUAAAAUUAUUUUAUCAAAAUUUAAAAUAAAAUGAAUUGAGAAAUUCAACUCAAUAAAUUAAAGAGAAUGUAGCUGUUAUACCAACUCCAUAAAUUUAAAAUCUAAAUAAACCAGAUAAUUUUAAUUAAUAUGUUGGUAAAUGCAUAGAUUUGCUGAUAUAAUAAUAAUUAAAUGAUAGAAAACUAUAAACUGAAUAAAAAAUUAGAGAAUAAAAUUAAAAUUAAGUCACUAUUAUUACUCCUAAGUUAAGAAAAACAUAUACAAUAAUUGUAAUAAAUAUAUUUUAAUUUAGCCUCCAAGAGUUACAACCCCAAAAAAGACUUUGUCGAAUACCCCUAAAAAAAAUCAAUCUAAUAGUCAUACUCCUAAUAAUAACAAAACUGUAGUUGGUUCUCUCAUUGGAAAGUUUAAUUAAAACUUAUGA
This is a messenger RNA of Paramecium primaurelia, 1193 nucleotides long. NCBI's taxonomy places the organism in Eukaryota, Ciliophora, Oligohymenophorea, Peniculida, Parameciidae. The record is from the annotation of a GenBank genome assembly.